UCUCAAUAAUCACAACGGGGUCAGUUCUGAUCCGGAAAGGAAGCAUCCCUGCUCGAUCGUACUCCCAUCCAGCAUAAUGCUGAAGUUAGCGCUAUUCGUUUGUUUCAUCGGACUGGCGGUGUCCUACGACUUUCAGGACCCUUUCUACAAUGAGGUACUGCUGGAGGACAUGCUCGGCGAUUCGGAAGACGGUGUGAUGCUGUCGCGUUUCCGUCGGUCAGCAUCGGACUCGCUGGACGAUAAGUGUAAGCGCCGCUACAAAUGCUGUAACGAUGUGAACACGGAGAAUCUCGACAAGAUCAAAGAGGUGAAGAAGCAAUGCUUCACCGAGGUACGCAACAAGAACAAGGCUGAUAAGACUUACGAACCAGUGGAUAUGUUCUCUUGCGAGCGACUGAACAACACGAAGAUGGAAGUGAUCUGUGCCAUGGAGUGUACUGCCCGCAAGAAGGAGAUACUGAAUGAGGAUGGCACCCUGAUGGAGGACAAACUGUUAGAAUUCUCCCGUACCAACUUUGCCGCUGACGAAUGGCAACAGCCACUGUUGGCCGGCUUUAUCGAGACGUGCCUGAAGGAGGCCAAGGAAAAGGUUGCCAAGAACCCUCGUCAACCUGGCCAGUGUAAUGCGGAGACGUCCCACUUCGGGUACUGCAUGUGGCGCCAGGUAGUCCUGGCGUGCCCGAAAGAUAAGCAAGAAUCCACUAAACGUUGCGAGCGAAUGCGGGAGAAGCUGGCCAAUAACGAACCAGUACACUACUACAAGGCUGAACUGGAUGAUGUUGCCGUGGUGCGUAUCACCCAGCAAGGACUAUCCCACAAACACUGCUAUUCCACCGAAACGCCACCUCCAAUCGUGGAGUUACCCGGUCUGGGAAAACUAAAAGGCUCCUACACCAAAGGCGCCUGGACCGGUGUCCCGAUACAGCAAUACCUGAACGUUCGCUACGCCGAACCACCAAUCGGCCGGAACCGUUUCAAGGCACCGAUAGCAGUGCAACCGUGGGAUGGAGUUCAGGAUGUGUCACAACGUGGCCGACCAGCACCCAGUUACAACGAAAUUAAGAAACUUCCAAAAGAACAACAGACGAUCGAACUCGAAGAUUGCAUUAGUCUCUGCGUCUACACGAAAGACCCGACUGCCAAGCGCCCCGUUGCGGUGUACAUUCAUGGUGGAGGGUUCUACAGCGGAAGCGCAGCGCAACAUCCACCGGAGUAUCUGCUGGAGAAGGACAUUGUACUCGUCGUACCACAGUACCGGCUGGGUGCUCUCGGUUUCCUCUCUACCAUGACCGACAACAUACCUGGAAAUGCGGCCAUUAUGGAUGUGCUGUUGGCAUUCGAGUGGGUCCAAAAGUACAUCUCAAACUUUGGUGGCGAUCCCGAACAAGUGACGGCCGUGGGGCAAUCGGCUGGUGCCGGCAUUCUGUCUUCGUUGCUCUUCAGCCCAGCGCUCAAGGAGUCUUACUUCCAGCGAGUCAUUCUGCAAUCGAGUGCCGCUUUCGGUAGCUGGCAGUUCGAUCAUAAUGGUGAGCGUAAUGCUCGCGAUAUCGCUCGUCGUGCCGGUAUCGAUCCGAAGGCACCACUCGAGCAGAUUGACCAGUUUUUGCAAGAACUCGAUACCUACUCGCUGCUCAAAGCGUACAUGCAACACUAUUGGCAGGGGUUGCCAAAAGGUAUCAACAACACGGGAGGACGCAUGACAAUCGGCGGUCCCUCGAAGCUCUUUCCCGCGACACCGUAUCAGGUGAUGAAGGCCGGCGGUGGGCGGCAAAAUAUUCCGAUGCUUACGGGCGUGGUGAAGGACGAGGGUACGUUCGCACUAGUCGAUGUCUUCACUAUUCUUACCGCGAUGAAGCUACACGAUAAGAAGGAUUUCCUGCGCUUCGAUGUGAUUGAGGAAAUCCAACGGAUUCUCGGAACGGUGGAGGUUUCCUGUUCCGUCACACCGUUGGCCGUGAAAAGUAUGCUCGAUACGGAGGCGGCAGCGAAUGGAGACAUCGCGAAGAUGAUUCCUGGAUUGAUCGAUCUGUGUGGAAUGCAUCUGAUCAAGUCCAGCGUACUACGUUUGGCCCAGUACAACAGUAGACACACUCCAGAGGAAACAUUUGUCUACUCGUUCGACUACCGUGGGGAGCAUACCCGCUUUGGCUACGACCAGGACGUACGCCAUGUUCCGUUUGAUGGUGGAGUGCAUCAUACGAACGACCUGCUAUACCUGUUCCCUUACCCACCGAAUGCGGCCACGCUGAAUGAACGGGACACGGUUAUGGCGAAGCGUAUGGUUGACCUUUGGACAUCAUUUAUCAUCGAUGGUGUCCCCUCAUCGCAAGAUGUUCCCCAUUGGCCGGCCUUUAAUCAAAUAUUCGGUCCCUAUCUGCACCUCAACGAAACGGUCACCGUUGGCAAUAACUUCUUGGACGAGUUCACCGUCAAUGCCGAUGCCGCACGACAAAAGAGACAGCAACGCACCCAGGCAUCGACAGUGCCCGGAAACGAUAGCGAUGCCUCAGCCCAUCGGCACAGCUUAAGCCAAGAGAAUCUUCCGCCACAGCAGCAGCAGCAGCAACAACAACAGUAUUCGUCAGUGGGUUCGGAGAUGGAUCCGCCAUCAGAAAAUCCCCUGGUCGAGCUACCAGGUUUGGGAAAGUUACGUGGUUCAACAACUCGUGGUGCGUGGACCGGUGUCGGAAUCUAUCAGUUUUUGAACGUUCGCUACGCCGAACCAGCGACCGGUGUGCGCCGUUUUAAGCCUCCCGUUCCGGCGGCACCGUGGGAUGGUGUAUUGGACGUUUCAAAGCCCAAACUUGGCGCUCCAGUGUACAAGCGCAUGAAGGAGCAAACUGAGGAGCAGCGAGCGGAAAACCUCGAGGAUUGCAUCAAUCUCAGCGUCUACACAAAGGAUCUGAACGGUCGGAAACCGGUCAUCGUGUACGUGCAUGGUGGUGGAUUCUACGAUGGUGCCAUCUCGCACUAUCCACCGAACUACAUUAUGGAGAAGGACGUGGUCCUCGUGGUGCCCCAGUAUCGUCUCGGUGCGCUCGGUUUUCUCUGCUCGAAUACGAAGGAAAUUCCGGGCAAUGCGGCCAUUAUGGAUAUUGUGCUAGCUUUCGAGUGGGUCCAGAAGUACAUUUCCCACUUUGGUGGUGAUCCGACGCAAGUAACGGCGAUGGCACAAUCCUCCGGAGCGGCCAUGUUGUCAAGCAUUACCUACAGUCCGCUGAUUGAUUCUGAGCGGCUGUUCGGGAAGUGUAUUCUACAAUCAGGCAACUGCCAUGCCUCGUGGGUUUGGGAUCGUACACCGGAACACAAUUGCCGUGAUAUAGCCGGGUUCGCAGGAUUCGAUCGAAAGGCCCCACUGGCGGACAUCGAACGGUUCCUUAUGGAACUAGACAUUUUCAACCUGAUGAAAGCGUUCACCCAGCAUUACCGCCUUCGAACACCGAACGGAACGGAUACGAUCGGUGGUGCCCGCAUGGUGUUCAACGAUCCAAAUGGGCUCUUCCCGGAGAUUCCGUAUCGGAUUAUGCGGAAAGGUGGUGGUCGUAAGAAUAUGCCCCUGCUGACCGGUGUUACGCGCCACGAUGGGACGUUCGCGUUCCUGGAGGUUUUUAAUAUUCUGUUGUUCAAGAAGCUGGUUGGUGGUCCUCCUAUUCCCAUCCAUCAAUUGUUAGACGAGAUAUACAAGAUACUCGGAGUUGACGAUCCAACCUGUACGGUCCGUACGCUGUCCAUGGCAAAGUUGUUUACCCAGGAGCAGCUCACAUCCGGUGAUUUGCGGCAGCUGUUGCCCGGAUUAUGUGAUUUCACUGCGGACGUAUUGUUAAAAGGGCCCGUGUUAAAGAUGGCACAAAAUAAUGCCACGUAUCUACCGGAGCAGACGUAUCUGUAUAGUUUCGAUUAUGCCGGAGAACAUACGCGCUUCGGGUACGGUGGAGACACCUCGGCCAUACCGUUCGAUGGCGGUGUGCACCACUCAAACGAUUUGAUGUACCUUUUCCCUUACCCACCGACGGCGGCCAAUUUCAAUGAGCAAGACACGAUCGUUGCCAAGCGUAUGGUGGACCUGUGGACAUCGUUUGCCAUCAAUGGAAAACCGGAGGCAGAAGGUGUACCGACGUGGCCAGCGUUUAACAAUGUUCUUGGACCGUACCUUAAGAUCGAUAAGCAGUUUACGGUAGGAAAGGAUUUCCGGGAUGAAUUCACCGCGGCCAUCCAGAAUCCUUCUGAGGUGCAAAAGAAGCCAUCCAAACGAUAG
Anopheles aquasalis is the source of this 4255-nucleotide messenger RNA. RefSeq lists its product as uncharacterized. Lineage: Eukaryota; Metazoa; Arthropoda; Insecta; Diptera; Culicidae. The record is from RefSeq and is a predicted model, not a curated record. Gene Ontology annotation, molecular function: odorant binding.